Messenger RNA from Osmerus eperlanus (European smelt), 3153 nucleotides. RefSeq names its product neuroligin-3-like. The transcript has 10 exons. Gene Ontology annotation, biological process: synaptic vesicle endocytosis; postsynaptic membrane assembly; neuron cell-cell adhesion. Bases 542 to 3136 code for a protein of 864 amino acids. Gene Ontology annotation, molecular function: signaling receptor activity; neurexin family protein binding. Gene Ontology annotation, cellular component: cell surface; synapse; plasma membrane. The record is from RefSeq and is a predicted model, not a curated record. NCBI's taxonomy places the organism in Eukaryota, Metazoa, Chordata, Actinopteri, Osmeriformes, Osmeridae.
UAGAACAUCAAACGCGCGGGGACUGAGCACCGAAGGAAAACAGAGGGCAAAAGCACGAACAUUUUCAACGGAGAGUGGAUGCUGAAGGAUUUUUACGUUAAAAGGACAUUCAAAAGAUCACCUCGACGCUAGAGUGCAAGGAUAGAAGGGAAAAACAUGAAGUAUUGAGAGAAUAGAUACUGUGCCAGUCUUUAAUGUUUAAGAAAAGAACAGGAAUGGGGGAAUUGGCGUCUCGUCAAGGCAGUACACGAUAGGCGAUCUGCCAAGAGUACAGUGGAUGAAGAGCUUGACGAAGAGAAAGAGAGAAAGAGAGAGGAACUUUACAGGACAUUGCUCUUUUUCCUCCCCUUUUUUCUUCUCCUUUUAGCUUCCCAGCUCCAGUGUCACAGCUGAUGACCUGUUGUAGGGGGCCUGGACUGAAGGGCUGAGUGAAGAAAAGAAAGGAGGAGGCGGAGGAGAAGGAGAGGGUCUUGUUUGCUGAGGGCAGAGCCCCAGCGUUUUAUGUUGUUCACUCGUAGUCGCUCUUUCUCACAAACGGAUCAUGUGGUCUUCGCCAAGGAGAAACUGUCUGCCCUCGCGGGAUUGGCCCAGCGCCAGCAGCAGUCGUCUCACCAGCCUGAGGGCAUCCUUGUGGAUACUAACAUUAUGCUGCUGGGGCUUGUGUGUCGUGCAGGCCCAAAACUACCACCCAACAGUCAACACUCAAUAUGGGAAGUUGCGGGGGGUGAGGUUCCCGUUGCCCAGUGAGAUCCUGGGGCCUGUGGACCAGUACAUGGGGGUGCCCUAUGCCGCCGCCCCAGUCGGGGAGAAGCGCUUCAUGCCUCCCGAGCCACCCUCGGCCUGGUCGGGCAUCAAAAACGCCACAAGCUUCGCUCCUGUGUGCCCGCAGAACAUCCACAAUGCGGUACCUGAGAUCAUGAUGCCCAUCUGGUUCACCUUCAACCUGGACAUAGUGGCAAACUAUAUCCAGGACCAGAACGAGGAUUGCCUCUAUCUCAACAUAUAUGUUCCCACUGAGGAUGUCAAAAGAAUAUCCAAGGAAUGUGCCAGGAAACCCAACAAGAAAAUGUGUAGAAAAGGAGGGGCGCAUGCUAAAAAGCAGGGGGAGGAUCUGUCGGAUAAUGACGGCGAUGAAGACGAAGACAUACGAGAUACGGGGGCCAAACCUGUAAUGGUGUACAUCCACGGAGGCUCCUACAUGGAGGGGACCGGAAACAUGAUUGACGGCAGUGUUCUGGCCAGCUACGGGAACGUCAUUGUCAUCACGCUCAACUACCGCGUUGGAGUUCUUGGUUUCCUUAGUACUGGUGACCAGGCCGCUAAGGGGAACUAUGGCCUUCUGGACCAGAUCCAGGCCCUGCGCUGGAUCAGUGAGAACAUUGGCUACUUCGGGGGUGAUUCCAACCGCAUCACAGUGUUCGGCUCUGGGAUAGGGGCUUCCUGUGUCAGCCUGCUCACCCUUUCCCACCACUCUGAAGGACUGUUCCACAGGGCCAUCAUCCAGAGUGGCAGUGCCCUCUCCAGCUGGGCUGUCAACUAUCAGCCUGUCAAGUACACACGCCUCCUGGCUGAAAAGGUGGGUUGUAACGUUCUGGACACUCUGGACAUGGUGGACUGCCUGAGGAAGAAGAGCUCCAGGGAGCUGGUGGAACAGGACAUCCAGCCUGCUCGCUACCACGUAGCCUUCGGACCCGUCAUUGACGGUGACGUCAUACCCGACGACCCAGAGAUCCUAAUGGAGCAGGGCGAGUUCCUCAACUACGACAUCAUGCUGGGUGUCAACCAGGGCGAAGGUUUGAGGUUUGUGGAGAACGUAGUGGACUCUGAGGACGGCGUCUCCGGGAACGACUUUGACUUCUCUGUGUCAGACUUUGUGGACAGCCUGUAUGGCUACCCAGAGGGAAAGGACACCCUGAGGGAAACCAUCAAGUUCAUGUACACGGACUGGGCUGACCGCGACAACCCAGAGACGCGCCGGAAGACCCUGGUAGCCCUGUUCACCGACCACCAGUGGGUGGAGCCGUCAGUGGUGACGGCAGACCUCCAUGCACGAUACGGCUCGCCCACCUACUUCUAUGCCUUCUACCACCACUGUCAGAGCCUGAUGAAGCCCGCCUGGUCAGACGCGGCACACGGCGACGAGGUGCCCUACGUUUUUGGCGCUCCCAUGAUCGGACCCUCCGACCUGUUCCCCUGCAACUUCUCCAAGAACGACAUCAUGCUCAGUGCGGUGGUGAUGACCUACUGGACCAACUUUGCCAAGACGGGGGAUCCUAACAAGCCUGUCCCCCAGGACACCAAGUUCAUUCAUACCAAGGCCAAUCGCUUUGAGGAGGUGGCCUGGUCAAAAUAUAACCCUCAGGACCAGCUCUACCUCCACAUCGGCCUCAAACCCCGGGUUAGGGACCACUAUCGCGCCACCAAGGUGGCCUUCUGGAAACACCUGGUGCCACACCUGUACAACCUCCACGACAUGUUCCACUACACCUCUACCACCACCAAGGUGCCCCCUCCAGACACUACCCAGACCUCCCUAGCCACCAAAAGGCCAGGCAAGGUGUGGCCUUUCAACACCAAGCGUCCCCCCAUGUCCCCUGCCUACAACAGUGACAACACCGAACCAUGGGGUGAGGAUGAAGGGGCGGGCCCUCUGGUGGUGGAGAACCCCCGAGACUACUCCACAGAGCUGAGUGUGACCAUCGCUGUCGGCGCCUCCCUCCUCUUCCUCAACGUCCUGGCCUUCGCAGCCCUCUACUACCGGAAGGACAAGCGGCGGCAAGACUCCAGCCACGGUCAGCCCAGCCCCCAACGUCAGACGGGCUCCAAUGACAUCGGGCACCAUGGCAGCUCGGCAGAGGAGGAGAUCAUGACGCUGCAGAUGAACCAGACGCACCUUGAGUGCGAGGCAGGUAGCGGAGGCGAGGUUGGAGGAGGGUCGCUGAGGCUUGCCUCGCUGCCAGACUACACGCUAACCCUGCGGAGGUCUCCGGAUGACAUCCCCCUGAUGACCCCCAACACCAUCACCAUGAUCCCCAACUCUCUGGUGGGCAUGCCCAACCUGCACCCUUACAACACCUUUACGGCUGGCUUCAACUCCACAGGGCUGCCUCACUCCCACUCCACCACACGCGUAUAGCUUUAUUAUGGCUAAGG